AAAGAAGGAAGAAAAAAAACAACAACUUUAGCGACGUUGUUGUUGUAUAUUUUAGUGCUUUUUGUGUAUCUUUUCGGUUUGCGUUUGCGUUCUCCCAUAUUCGCCGCAUGUGCUUUGCUGCCUUAUUUUUCUAUUCAGUAUUCCGUUCUAUGCCAUUCCACCAAAAUUCGUACCGCUAGGGUAAUUCAGACAAUUCAUUCGACAGCACUUCAGUUAUUAUCGUGCACUAGACUUGAGAGUAUCUUUUCUUGAAAAAGCGUCAGACCGUAUCGCAUCGUACGCAACAGAUACAAAAUUCAAAUUUCAAAAAAAUAAUAAUCAAAAAAAAAAAACAUCAAAAGUAUACCAACAACAACAACAACCCUACUCUUUUAUUUUUGUUUAGAUAUUUUUUUGUUUAAAUUCAGUUUUUAAUCUUUUGGUUGUUCGAUUCUAAUUUUCGGAAGUGUGUGUUUUUUCCUGGGAUAUGAAAUAAAGAUUAUUUGGUUUUACUUCCUUAGUGAUUUUAAAAAUCUAUAAUUUAGUUGAAGCUGUCAUGCUGUAGUCCUUAAAGGAUAUCCUUCUAAAAAAGGGGAUUCAUUUUUCACACACCUUUGUCGUUUUUUAAUGUCGCGUGUUUAGAAGGAAGAAAACAAAAAUACCUGCAUCAAUAAUAUUAUGAGAAAAAGAUACUAGGUUCCGACCCAACAACAACACCAAUAAGUUGUAGUGAAAAAAUAUCCUCAUCUUUAUCAGUGUCGUUUUCGUUUUCGUCUUAGUCUUCGUCUUAGUCGUCGUCGUAGUUGUUGUCCUUUAGAAAACCAAAACCUUUGUAUCUAUCGAUUGUUUGAAACGAUCAUAAAACAAAAAUAUUCUUUUGGUUUUUGUGAAAAUAAGAAAAAAAUAAAUUAAGUGCUCUUGAAAAAAAAACGUAAUUUAAGUGAAAUAAAAAUAAAGGAAAAAAAUAAAAAUAUACAAAAGUAUCUUUUUCAUAGAUAUUUUUUAAAGUGACAACUCCUCAGUGUAAACCCAAAUUUGAAUUGGAUUAGCCGCUGUCCUGAACAAAAGAAAAAGAAAAAGAAAUUUAAAAAUUAAAAACAAAAAGAAAAUAUAUUAUUAUUAAAGUAAACACCGUUUAUAAAUGCAUUACAUAACAUAAAUUACACAUCACUGUUGUUGUUUUUGUUAUAACGCUAAACAAAUCCAGCUGAUUCACCGAGCUAAAACGGUGAACUUAAAAUGAUAUUUUUUUGCACAAAAAAACGGAGAAAAUACCUUGUUUAGGUACAAAAGAAAAAUACAACACAAGUGUUCUUAUUAUAUUCAACAAAUGGCCACAAAUAUAAAUAUUAGUGAAUGAGUAAAAAAUUAAAAAAUAAUUUAUCUAUAAUAUUGUUUAUACAACAAGAAAAAACAACAAAACAAAAGAAAACGAAGGAAAAAGUGUAUAUUUUGUGAUCUAAUAAAAAAUAUAUAAUAUAUUUAUAUUUAUUUACCAAUAAAACCAAAACUAACCAUCUAACUGUGAUUUAAGCUUAAUAUAUAAAACUAUAGUUUUUACAAAAACAAAAAUAAAUUUGUUUAAAACAAAAACAAACAAAAAAUAAGGAACAAAUUAUCGCUUCGGGUUUUUUUUGUAGUUUUUAAAUUUAAUUUCUUUUUUUUUAAUUUUAAUUUAAAAGUUAAAAUAUAAAAUUAAAUUCGAUGAGAAUGUUCAAUUUAAAUAUACCACAAACGCUGGGGCUGGAUGCCGGUUCCACGCCAAAAACUCCAGAAAUUGUUAAUUCCCUAAUGGCAAUGUCAAAUCCAAUGGAUAAUUAUUUCACAUCAACGCAAGGGAUAUCGGUGCGGAGUUUUAAUUCCAUGAAUCCACAGGCAAUAUCACAGGAUAGUAGUCAUUCCAGUUGUUCAGGUUCGCCGCUUGACUCACCCGCCGGUACAGCAACAACACCCAGCGUCCAACAGACGUGUUCUCAACUUAUCAAGGCCGGGCUAAAGCUUUCCAUACAAAGUAAAAGAAAACUUUCUACUUGCGAGUCGAGUUCAGGCUCAGAACAAACCACUUCCAAGUGCUCGCGCAAGGACGAAGAUACCAGCGAUGAGGAAGAUUGUGAUAGCAAAUCGAUCAAAGGACUCACCCCGGAAGAUGAGGAUCGCCGUAGGAGGCGACGCGAACGCAAUAAAAUCGCUGCCACUAAGUGUCGCAUGAAGAAGCGUGAACGCACUCAAUAUCUGAUGAAAGAAUCCGAACAACUAGACACACAGAAUAUCGAUUUAAAGAACCAAGUGCGAACUUUGGAAUUGGAGCGCCAGCAACUGUUCGACAUGUUGCAGGCCCACUCACCAUCAUGUGUUCGACGAGGCGGCUUCAACCCUCCAGCGAAACUUUUGCAAUCGCCUGCCCAGAAAUAUUUGGCUGACUUGGAACUGGACAUCAAGCCAUUCCAGACGUCCGAGUCGCCGGUGCCAGUCUCAAAUCAACAAGCAUCCACACCCACCCAAACCCAACAUCAGCAACAACAACAACAACAGCAACGAACCGUUAUACCACCGAUGUCAACAAUCAACAAUCGCAGUAAUGUCUUCAAAGCCACCACAGCGGCGAUACCCAGUUCACCACACCAUCAUCAAACAUCCAACAACAACCACCACUCCUCGGACAUCAUCCCGAAUGGCUAUUGCAAACCAUCGCCAACAGCUCAAGAGCUUGGCUAUUUGAGCUCGCCCGCCCAAGAUGUUUGCCUGCCACAAAUGCAACAGCAACAAUCCCACCUUCUCCAUAGCAAUCACCAGCAACAUCACCAACAUCUGCAACACCAUCCAGUCGUCAGUCAGGCUCUGAUAUCUGAUUACAUUCCAAACUGUGACAGCAGCCUCACCCCAACUUCUGACACGACCUCCGACUUUGUCAAAAACGAGCUGGUCGACUCCCAGAGUCCCUACACAACAGCUCAGAGCGCUGAACGCUUCCUCUUCGAGUCCGAAAACUUCGACCUGAAGCACAGCAAUAACGCCUGCAAUAACAACAACACUAGCAAUCACAACGCCAACAUUGUGGACUUCCAUGGGCCCAUGGGUGGCACCACGACAAUUGUUCCCUUCCAUGAUCACAUUUCGAUCAAAAACGAUCUGCUCUCGGUGCAGGAGGCAGACUUCCUCUCACACCUUACUGGCGACCCAACCGACUCGGACUAUGUUGACUUGGAUACUGGUGUUGCGGCUGCCUUCUCUCAAAUGACAAACGGUGGGUGCUUGGCGUGAGAUGAGUACUUCUUGUUGGAGCCCCAGGAAUAGUUGUGGUUUGACUAUUCGUUUUUUUACCAAUUAUCUUAACUAAUCAUUUUUAUGUUAUUAUUAUUAAUUUUUGUUUGCUGUAAGUAUCUGUAGCUAUAAAUUAUAAUUGUAUAUUUGAACAAAAAAAAUAACUAAAUUGUUUUUACGUGAAACAUUAAAAGCCACAGAUAGACAGGAAUUGUUAUAAAUAGUCAAGCUUUUUCAAGCAUUAUAUGGCGUCCAUUUUAUUUUGUUGCUUGAACAAUUGAAUAAGCCACACAAAGGGUUUUUGAUUGUCAGAGAGACAGAGAGGGGUAAAAACGAUAGAAAGAGAGAGAAAUUUGAUUAAAUAUUUUUCUAAACAUUCCUACUCCUGGUAAUUUGUAAAUUAAUUAAUAUUU
Messenger RNA from Eupeodes corollae, 3653 nucleotides. It is a transcript of the gene Atf3, whose product is annotated as activating transcription factor 3. The transcript is spliced from 5 exons. Bases 1684 to 3240 code for a protein of 518 amino acids. NCBI's taxonomy places the organism in Eukaryota, Metazoa, Arthropoda, Insecta, Diptera, Syrphidae. Gene Ontology annotation, biological process: regulation of transcription by RNA polymerase II. The record is from RefSeq and is a predicted model, not a curated record. Gene Ontology annotation, cellular component: nucleus. Gene Ontology annotation, molecular function: DNA-binding transcription factor activity, RNA polymerase II-specific; RNA polymerase II cis-regulatory region sequence-specific DNA binding.